Messenger RNA from Homarus americanus (American lobster), 2401 nucleotides. Its product is annotated as serine proteinase stubble-like. The transcript has 14 exons. Gene Ontology annotation, biological process: proteolysis; complement activation. The coding region runs from base 24 to 2285 and encodes 753 amino acids. Gene Ontology annotation, cellular component: extracellular region. The record is from RefSeq and is a predicted model, not a curated record. NCBI's taxonomy places the organism in Eukaryota, Metazoa, Arthropoda, Malacostraca, Decapoda, Nephropidae. Gene Ontology annotation, molecular function: serine-type endopeptidase activity.
UGACGACGCCGACGACAGUCACCAUGAAGCUGCUGCUCCUCCUCCUCCUGGACCUAACCCUCCUGCACAAAGACGUUCGUUGCCUGGAAGACCAGUCUGCUACGUUGGAUGACCUGGGCUGCUCUGCCACUGGGGUAGAGAGGGUGUUGGCUGCUGGGGACACGGUUAAGAUCACCACACCGAGGUACCCUUGGGCCUAUCCAGGCUUCUCCCAGUGUGCGUGGAACAUCAAGCGAGGCGCCGACACCUUGAUGCUCAAAGUACAGUGUGAUGACUUCAUGUUGGAGUUCCCCUCCAGAAGACAGACGUGUCGAGACUUCCUCCGUCUGAAUAGCGACGUGUACUGCACCAAACAGACGAUCUCCCUCACCUUCCACGCGGACCUGGCAGCCUUAUUCAAAUCUAACAGCAGGAGAGGGAGACGUGGAUUCUCUUGUACUGUGACUGCCACGAGUAAACAACCUCGUAUGGCUUCUUCCCUCACAGCUCAGCCUUCAGAAGACGUUGCCACUACACAGAUGGUCAAGCCGGAGUGUUCAGGGGCCAACAGCCAAGAGGUCAUCCUCAACCCUGGAGACACCGCCCACAUCACCUCCCCCCGCUACCCGGAGGCCUACCCCAACAAUCUACACUGCAACUGGCUCAUACAGGGGUCUGACCCUAGUGUGGCCCUGAGCCUCUUCUGCGAAGCCUUUCACCUACAGAGUAAAGGUUUAUGGGGGCGUGGGUGCUUCGACUACCUCCGUGUUGGCACAGGUGUUCAGUAUUGUGGAAACCGUCGACCCCCGACGCAGGUAAGGAGCGGGUCGCUGGCCCUGGCCUUCAAGACGGAUGAGGCAGUCAACAGACCAGGCUUCAGCUGCUAUGUGAAGGCUGAAGGCGGGGACACUACUGCUGCAACAACCACAACUGUUGCCCCAACAACCACACCUGCUGCCCCGGCAACUACAACCCCAGCCGCAUCCACUACAGCUGUUACCACGACAAGAACGCUAGCUGCCAUAUCUACUAAUGUUGCCCUGACAAUCACAACUCCUGACACCACAACCACACUUACUGCAUCAACAACCACACCUGCUGCCCCGGCAACUACAACCCCAGCCGCAUCCACUACAGCUGUUACCACGACAAGAACGCUAGCUGCCAUAUCUACUAAUGUUGCCCUGACAAUCACAACUCCUGACACCACAAUCACACUUACUGCCCCAACAACCACAGCUGCUGCCACAACUACAACAGUGACAUCUCCUUGCAUUGCAAUAACUAUUAUAUCACAGUUUACGAUUGGUUCUCCUCCUUACACCACAGUAGCCACAGUCUCUACCAUUACAAACACACAUCCUCCUGCAACCACAACCAUCACCUCUACACUCACAACCUCUGUACCAAGUUAUUUCCUAUCCUUCCCCUCAGCCUUAACAAUAAAUAACCCAACUACAACCAUCUCUAGCGUCGUGUCCAUGGUUACAACAGCCGAAGUAACAACACCUGCCACCACCGACCCACCUCCUCCUCCACUACAGUGUGGGGUGAGCAACAGACCCAUGCUCAAGAUCGUGGGCGGGAAGGAGACAGGGGAGCACGAGUUCCCAUGGCAGGUGGGUCUGAUACACAAGGGGGACAAGACCCAGGUGUUCUGUGGCGGCUCUGUCAUACACCCCAAGUGGGUCAUCACCGCCGCUCACUGCCUCGACUUCAUAGUGGAAGAUGAGGAGGAGUAUCUGUUGCUGGUGGGGGCUCACAACCUGCUGGAGGGGGAGACGAUGCAAGAGCGCCAGAUCAAGAACUUCAUUAUCCACGAGGACUAUGACAAAGAGAUGACGGCACACGACAUAGCUCUAGUGGAAGUGGAGGAGCUGGUUCUAACGGAGGAGGUGUCUCCCGUGUGCCUGCCUGACCCAGACGACCUGUACAGCGGCGUGCAGGCCACCGUCACUGGCUGGGGUACCCUGUCUGAUGGUGGGCAGGCGUCGCCGAAGCUGAUGGCCGUGACGCUGCACACCCUGACCAACGCCGAGUGUGAGGUGAGCUACGGCACCAGAGUCACGGAGAACAUGCUGUGUGCCGGCAUGACCAGGGGCGGCAAAGACUCCUGCCAGGGUGACUCAGGAGGCCCACUGGUAACACUCAACAGUGGAACGGGCCGCUACCAGAUCAUCGGCAUUGUAUCGUGGGGCCGCGGCUGUGGUGUGGCGGGUUCUCCUGGCGUGUACACCAGAACCAGCAGCUACAUUGACUGGAUCUUGUGGCAUUUUGAGAACGACACCACCACUGGUUUGAUGUAACUCCUACCAGGUGUACAAGGAACCUAGCUAGCUGGUGUCCUGUCCACCGUCUACCUGUUCACUGUCUACCUGUUCAAUGUCUACCUAUUCACCGUAUGGCUGUCCACUGUCUACCU